This is a messenger RNA of Pollicipes pollicipes, 1499 nucleotides long. RefSeq lists its product as uncharacterized. The transcript has 12 exons. NCBI's taxonomy places the organism in Eukaryota, Metazoa, Arthropoda, Thecostraca, Pollicipedomorpha, Pollicipedidae. The record is from RefSeq and is a predicted model, not a curated record. Gene Ontology annotation, molecular function: calcium ion binding. The coding region runs from base 237 to 1499 and encodes 420 amino acids.
CGUCGCCUCGACCCCGGCCCGACCAGAGCAAGGGGCCGGCCUACCCGGUCCAGCGGCGCCGGCCCUCGCCGCCGCCCAUCAGGAUUGACACGUGCAUCGUGGGAGACGACAGCACAUGCAAGCGAGACUUCAACGAGCGCUGCCUGACAGAGGGCGGCGUCUCCUCGUGCGUGUGUCGGCCCGGCUACAGUCGACUCCGGCCCCGCACCGCCUGCAAACGCGUGGUGUCUGUCGUCAUGUCAGUGAAGGUGGAUGGUGUGGACAAGCAGCGCCUCUCCUGGAGCCCCGACUUCAACAACCCCGAGACGGAGGCGUACCAGCAGCUGGCCUGGGAUGCCCGGCGAGCGAUUAACUCGGCCAUGACGCAAACGACCAUGAAGGACAUCUACAUGGGGAACGAGAUAAACUCGUUCUACUCGCUGGGCGGCCGUCUGAUCCUAAACACGACGGUCAGCCUGCUGGACACGGCGCAGACGCGCCGGCGUGAGGUGAAGAACGAGCUGCAGCGUCAGAUGAUCCGAGUCAUCAAGGCCAAGGACAACAAUAUCGGCGACUCGACCCUGUUCGUCGAGGGACCGCUUAACCCUAUACCGGGAAUCCAAGAUUUGAAUGAAUGUAGCGGCCCGGGUCUCCACGACUGUGACGAGAAUGCCGUAUGCAGUAAUGUGUUUGGUAGCUUUCUCUGCCGCUGCCAGCCGGGAUACGACGAUAGGUACCGAAGCGACGUGGCGCGGGCGGGCCGCCACUGCGAGUCCUGCUCAGAGGACUUCUGCGGCGGCCACGGCACCUGCCAGAUCAACGACGGACAAAAGUCCUGCCUAUGUCGCGGCUCAUACUACGGGGCGCGCUGUGACAUUGACGGCGAGGUGCUGGGCGCGGCGCUGGGUGCCACGGCCGCCGCCGCUCUCGUCAUCAUAGCUACCUUCAUCGGACUCUGCAAGUGGAGCAAACGCUGGCACAAGGGCCAGAGCGACGGCAAGGCGGAGGUGGGCUCGCUGGCCGUGCCGGGUGGCUUCGGCUACGGGAAGCCGGGCGGCGGCCUGGGGCCGGCGGGCUUCCCGCCCGUCAGGGAGGACAGACUGCGCUGGGCCCGGCUGGCUGACACCAUGGCUCAGCAGAACAUCUACGCGCCGGAGCCGAUGUUCGGCGGUCCACCCCACUCCCAGCUGCCGCCGUACGGCGCCCAGGCCGGCCUUGGAGCAGGCACGCUGAGGGACGGGCCCGCCAGCCUCGGUAUGGCAGGCGGUCGUCCGGUGUUCGUGGCGCCAGUGCGCCGCUCGGUGACGCCGGUGACGCUGCCGGAGCGGCCGGCUCUCAGACUGGGUGAGAGGAACGACAGCAGGAGGCUGGCCUGGGAAGGUAUGACGCAGAACCAGAGCCUGGUAUAUUACGACAUACACGACUUUGAGCAGCGGGACAUGGGUCGCGGCACGACGCGGGGACAGCCGCCAGCGCCGCUCUCCACCUACAGCAGCCGAACCAGCAACUACUUCAGGUAG